GCUGCCGAAGCAACCAGCACGUCGCGGCACCUCCUCUGCGGCAGCCGCACCUCGCGCAGUGCCGCAGCGCCCACCCGGGCGGCCGCUGGCUGCUUGCCGCGGCCAGCGCCGUUCUCGUCUUUGCUUUCGUGUGCUGUGGGCUACGCCUGGGUGCCGGGCGGCCAGCACGGCUGCGAGGGCUGCAGAGCCACCGUGCUCUGGACCUGUAUACCACGCGGGAUGGGAUAAGACGCAGUCAUGGUGCGCCGAGAUCGCCUCCGCAGGAUGAGGGAGUGGUGGGUCCAAGUGGGGCUGCUGGCGGUGCCCUUGCUUGCAGCCUAUCUGCAUAUCCCGCCCCCCCAGCUUUCCCCUGCUCUUCACUCAUGGAAGUCUUCUGGCAAGUUUUUCACCUACAAGGGACUGCGCAUCUUCUACCAAGACUCCGUGGGAGUGGUUGGAAGUCCAGAGAUAGUUGUGCUUUUACAUGGCUUUCCAACAUCCAGCUAUGAUUGGUACAAGAUUUGGGAAGGUCUGACCCUGAGGUUUCAUCGAGUGAUUGCCCUUGACUUCUUGGGCUUUGGCUUCAGUGACAAACCAAGACCACAUCACUAUUCCAUAUUUGAGCAGGCCAGCAUUGUGGAGGCACUUUUGAGGCAUCUGGGGCUCCAGAACCGCAGGAUCAACCUUUUGUCUCAUGAUUAUGGUGAUAUCGUUGCUCAGGAGCUGCUCUAUAGGUUCAAGCAGAAUCGAUCUGGUCGGCUUACCAUAAAGAGUCUCUGUUUGUCAAAUGGAGGUAUAUUUCCUGAGACUCACCGUCCUCUUCUUCUCCAAAAGCUUCUCAAAGAUGGAGGCUUGCUGUCACCCAUCCUCACACGACUGAUGAACUUCUUUGUGUUCUCUCGAGGUCUUGCCCCGGCCUUUGGGCCGCACACCCGACCCUCUGAGAGUGAGCUGUGGGACAUGUGGGCAGGGAUUCGCAACAAUGAUGGGAACUUAGUUAUUGACAGUCUCUUACAGUACAUCAAUCAGAGGAAGAAGUUUCGAAGACGCUGGGUAGGAGCUCUUGCCUCUGUAACUAUACCCAUUCAUUUCAUCUAUGGGCCAUUGGAUCCUGUGAACCCCUAUCCAGAGUUUUUGGAGCUGUACAGGAAAACGCUGCCGCGGUCCACAGUGUCGAUUCUGGAUGACCACAUUAGCCACUAUCCACAGCUAGAGGAUCCCAUGGGCUUCUUGAAUGCAUAUAUGGGCUUCAUCAACUCGUUCUGAGCUGGAGAGUAGCUUCCCUGUAUUACCUCCCCUACUCCCUUAUCCGUUGUGUUAUGCCACUUAGGAAGAAAUGCCCAAAAGAGGCCCUGGCCACCAAACACUAUUCUUUCGCAGAAGUUCA
Messenger RNA from Manis javanica (Malayan pangolin), 1366 nucleotides. RefSeq names its product mesoderm specific transcript (gene MEST). The record is from RefSeq and is a predicted model, not a curated record. Gene Ontology annotation, biological process: acylglycerol catabolic process. NCBI's taxonomy places the organism in Eukaryota, Metazoa, Chordata, Mammalia, Pholidota, Manidae. Gene Ontology annotation, cellular component: membrane. Gene Ontology annotation, molecular function: monoacylglycerol lipase activity.